Messenger RNA from Fimicolochytrium jonesii, 2082 nucleotides. RefSeq lists its product as uncharacterized. Bases 205 to 1752 code for a protein of 515 amino acids. The record is from RefSeq and is a predicted model, not a curated record. The transcript is spliced from 7 exons. Lineage: Eukaryota; Fungi; Chytridiomycota; Chytridiomycetes; Spizellomycetales; Powellomycetaceae.
AUGCGUGCCGGAAACCUUGAACCAGGGCUAAACUCUCGGAUGAUUUCCUAUAGGUCACAGAGCUAACAGUGAGUUUACGCAUGCUUGCUUACUUUCGCAAGCUGUCAAGCUAAACGUCGGGGAUGGACAGUGUGCGACACUCAAUUUUGGCGGAAACUAACUAGCUUUCUCCUGCGAAUUGCAGACAAAGUGCUCGAGGUAUGCAUGGUGAGAAAAAGUGCUGUGCCAUGGACUCCUCGCCCACUACAGCCGCAACAAGCAUCGUUAACGACUGCAUCGGCUCAACAGCGGACAUCGACCGCGAUGCCAGCUCCGCCACCUGCGUUGAUUGCAAGGCCUGUUACAGACAGACGAUUGCAGCUCUCUGACUGUCCUCCUUUGGGAUCGUCGUAUAUGCACGGUCGAAGGACUCGAAUGCUUGCAACUACGCCCAUGAGACCACCCCCUCCUCCCGACAGCGCGCUUUCGAAAGGAUUGGCGAAAUGGCAGACUUUCGCAGCAACGAGCCGUCCAUACGUUCACCCAGCUGUACAAGAUGAGGCAGUUGGAGACGGGCAAGCCCAUCGCUUCGGUCCAAACUACUGCCCCCAACCUUGGCGCUUUUGCACCCCCUUCCCGGACCCAGAGAUCCAUUAUCGCAGACAAGAUUACCGCGGUCGCUGGUCGGAUUUGUUGCCACUGGGAAGCAGUGCCGGGCAACCAGAUCGGUAUCGAGACCACCGUUUCAGGCCCAAGCCGUACGAUGUGUCGCCGCCUCGUUUCGCGACUCUUCUUCGUCGAACUCCACUAUCAGGCGCGAUGUUGAUGCAUCCUGAACGGGCGAGGAAGAUCUUGGAUAUCCCUCAACGAUUACACAGUGCGGGGCGCGAAACCACCUCAACCGUAGCAACAGCGAGGGGAAGGUCUCAAUGGGGCCGUCGCCCAUGCCGCCCUGCAGCUUCCGCCGCUGCAGCAGGCACCGCAUCAACAACUGCACCAACUACUGCGACGCCCGUUGCCGAGAUUCCUACGCCCUUCAAAAGUGUAUUUUCUCAGACUACACUAGUAGCUGAUGGUGUAAACCUUUCGACUACCUCAUCUGCUGAUGCGCGACUUACGAAACAGACCGACGCUCAGGCAUCAUUAUCUCGUUCGGCAUGUGGAAACGGGUCGGACAAAGGCAACGCAAGGUCUAUUCCCCAAGUCGCUCGAUCGAGGACGACGACCUCUGACAAGACGUCGUCCUCCAAAAUCAUUCCGGAGACUACCAUCGCGGCAGGGAGGCAACGGGCCAUAUCGGACAACUUCGCUUCGCACAAGGUUGCAACUCGGACGACGACAGUUCCACGUUUACGAUCUGGUGGAAAGUUUCCUUCAAGGGCGUCCUCGACAAGUAGCGUUUGGAACCGGCUAGGUCCUCGACCUGAGAAGGGUCGAUCCAAAGUGGAAGCGUCAUCAUCAGAUAUCCAACCAAAUAAAAUCUCGUCGAUUUUUUCAGCUCCUUCGUCCGAAAAUCAAGUAAGGCAACAGCCAGUCGGAAGAUGUGCGUCUACAGGACCGGCAUCCUCUGCUGUAUCUCACAGUAUCCUUCUCUCCCAACUCCGCGAUAGAGUGAUUCAGUCACAGCACGACCUGGAGGGUCUCCUGAAAAGCCGCGAUGUUCCCCAAAAGAAGAAUCUACGCUCCCAAGCCAAGAAACUGAGAUCAGUGCAGGUAACACGGGAUUCCCAACAAGAUAGCGAAGGUAUUUGCGCCACGCAUGUCCCUUUCUGACUUUGCCUCUUCAGUCGGCCCUUGCUCGGUGCGCGACGCCUGAAUCGACACACACAUCGGAAAGCGGAAGACUCUCUAUUCACGAGCGUCUAGGACCGAAAAAGGAAUGGCUCGGGAUGAAGCGGCCCAGAAGCUUUUCGCAUACGUGCACACCCACAGCAGCGGCGCGGGAUCGCGAAAUUGAAGAUUAUUUUGUUGUGUCUUCAGCGGUGCUCGAUCAGCAACUGGACGAAUACAUGGCGUCCUCGGCGAAAGAAAAGCGUCCGCAAGAGAAAACCUCGACUGGCGGGGGCAACAUAGGUCCAAGCUUAUCUGUACAAGCCGCUGUAA